AUGACACGGGUAAAAGCGUCAAAGAAAAGCGAUAAAACUGGUGGAAAUGACGACGCCAAUGUUAUGGAUACAAUUGAUAAUCACAAUGAAAGCGAACAUGAAGUCGAGGAAAUGCCAGUAGAUGAAAUAAUAGGCGAUGCAAUACCCAAAUUCCGCGCAUUGGCAGCUAAUGAAAUGAACAAUGGAAAACCUCAAUACCGUAAAAUACCCAUUCCACCACACCGUCUCACUCCAUUGAAGAAAUCAUGGCCAAAGAUAUAUGAGCCAUUGGUUACUCAUUUGAAUCUACAAGUAAGAAUGAACACAAAAAGCAAAUGUGUCGAACUAAAGACGUCAAAACAUACGACCGAGACUGGAGCGCUUCAAAAGGGUGCUGACUUUGUGACAGCAUUUACUUUGGGAUUUGACGUUGAUGAUGCCAUGGCCAUUUUACGUCUAGAUGAUCUGUAUAUCGAAACAUUUGAAAUCAAAGAUGUAAAAACUCUCCACGGCGAUCAUCUGUCCCGCGCAAUAGGUCGAAUAGCAGGGAAAGAUGGCAAAGUCAAAUUCACAAUCGAGAAUGUAUCAAAGACAAGAGUUGUACUGGCUGACACGAAAAUACAUAUUCUUGGAUCAUUCCAAAACAUAAAGAUCGCAAGGGAUGCUAUUGUUUCACUAAUCCUUGGGAGCCCGCCUGGAAAAGUAUAUGCAAGCUUAAGAACUGUUGCUGCGAGAAUGAAAGAGAGAUUCUGA
Molecule: messenger RNA, 732 nt
Organism: Paraglomus occultum
Lineage: Eukaryota; Fungi; Glomeromycota; Glomeromycetes; Paraglomerales; Paraglomeraceae
Source: the annotation of a GenBank genome assembly